AUGGCCUCCUGCUCCUGGGCGCGGCCCUUGCUGGCCGGGCUGCUGCUGGCCCUGGCGCUGCCCCCGGCGGCGUCGCGCGGCCCCUGGAGCGCGGCGAGCACGGCGUGCCACACGGUGUCGGCGGCGGCGGGCAGCGGCGGCCGGCUGCGGAGCUUCGUGUGGCGUCGGGGCGGCGGGGCCGGCGCGCUGCUGGUGCGGGGCGCGUGGGACGCGCGGGGGCGGCCGCUGGGCUGCGCCUGGCGCGCAGAGCCCGCGCUGCUGGCCUCCUGCGAGGGCGGCGCGGGGCGCGGGGCGCGCGCCGCGUGGGGCCCGGAGCUGCGGCGCGACCUGGACGCCUUGGCGGAGCGGCGGGGCUGGUGCCGGGGAGCGGAGCGGCCGGGGCCGGCCCGGGGCGGGCGGGUGCGACGCGGCUGGACCAUGCCGGGGACCCUGUGGUGCGGCGCGGGCAACUCGGCGGGCAGCGCUUCCGAGCUGGGGGUUUUCCAGGGCCCAGAUGUGUGCUGUCGAGAACACGACCAGUGUGAAACUCAGAUCACUGCCUUGGGAUACAAAUAUGGGAUGCGGAAUUACCGAUUCCACACCAUCUCUCACUGCGACUGCGAUGCUCGGUUCAGGCAGUGCCUGAUGUCCCUCAACGACACCAUCUCCAACUUCAUUGGCGUCAGCUUCUUCAACCUUCUGGAAGUUCCUUGCUUUGUCCUGGAGGAGAACGAAGAGUGCAUGGAGUGGCACUGGUGGGGCGGGUGUAAGAACUAUGGCCCGAUGCCUUUGGCUCGCCUGGUUGAACAAAGCCAAUACGGACACGACCUGCCAUUCAAUGAGAAAUCUGACCUUACCACGUCUCUUCCACCUCCUUCUCGUCGUCCCGGAAGGCAUAGGGGCAAGAGCCGGAAGCACCCUCGAAAGAACCGCCGGAAGCGCCCUGGUCAAGAGGCUGCCAAGAGGCAGAGGCUGGAUCCGGAACAUGAGAAGAGGCAGGAUUUGGUCACUCCACUGAUCCCCAUCUCCAGGCUAGAUCUGACCGUGUCGUCCCCAGUACCCACAAGCCCAAGGAUUACCCCCAUAACCUGGGGAGCCAUGCCCCUGUUGCCUACGGUUGAGGCCACUGCAGAAGCAGGUAUUUUGCAGACAGGAACUACACCCUCGAGGGGGCAUCCGGCCACCCAGCAAGCCCAUCCAAAAGAAGCCAGGCUGCCCAGUGAGGUGCUACAGACAGGGAAACCACUCUUGGCCACCAGUGGACCCAGAUACACCACUCUGCCAGACAGCUCAGCUUCCUCCCAGAGCUGUAACUGCUACAGACGCCUGGACCAGUGCCCAUACAGGAUCGCGCCCAACGAGGUCAAGUACCAGCUGCACAACUUGGACUCCCGCACCCUCUACCACUGCAACUGCACCCGCAGGCUGGCCCGGUUCCUGCGCAAGACGAAGGGUCCCAACGAGGUGGAGGAGGAAGUGCUAUCCGACUACGUCUCCUCCUCCUGUUUCCAGUUGCAAGCCCCACCGGGCUGCAUGGAGGGAGAGGAAGAGCGCCCCAACUGCAUCGACGUAGGCAGAGCCAUCUUGGCCCCUGCCCGCCAUCUCACUAACAGACUGACCCGGAAGCAACCGGGGGCCUCCUUCAAACGGAAGCGGCAAGAAUGGGCAGUGCCGGACAGGCCUGUGCAGCUGUAUGAAAAGUGUAUGCAGUUGGCACAGGCACCACACCCCACCAUGCUUCGUUGAGGUGGCGACAGAAUUUCCAAGUGGACAUUGUGGGGAAAGGGGG
Messenger RNA from Euleptes europaea (tarantolino), 1768 nucleotides. It is a transcript of the gene PLA2G3, whose product is annotated as phospholipase A2 group III. Gene Ontology annotation, biological process: arachidonate secretion; phospholipid metabolic process. Lineage: Eukaryota; Metazoa; Chordata; Lepidosauria; Squamata; Sphaerodactylidae. The transcript is spliced from 8 exons. The coding region runs from base 1 to 1725 and encodes 574 amino acids. The record is from RefSeq and is a predicted model, not a curated record. Gene Ontology annotation, molecular function: A2-type glycerophospholipase activity.